Messenger RNA from Medioppia subpectinata, 537 nucleotides. The record is from the annotation of a GenBank genome assembly. NCBI's taxonomy places the organism in Eukaryota, Metazoa, Arthropoda, Arachnida, Sarcoptiformes, Oppiidae.
AUGAUGAAGAGACUUUUAAAGGAGUUGCAACAAGUUAAGGAGGAAAAAGACUUUAAGAUGGAUGCAGUGGUUCAUAAGGAUUCUAGAGGGGUAGAGGAUUGGAGUAAGUGGGAUGUGUAUGUAACUGGGGCCCAGGGAAGCAUUUAUGAAGGGCAUGUUCUUCAUGCCAAGAUGACAUUUCCAAGUAGAUAUCCCAAUUUGCCACCUACCUUUACAUUUGUUACCAAGAUGUUCCAUCCGAAUGUCUAUUCUAAUGGUAAAGUGUGUAUUUCCAUUUUGCAUACGGCAAAUGACAAUCCAUACGAUUCAUACGCAGCCAAUUAUUCGUGGACUGCAGUACAAACGGUAAGAACCGUGUGUAUUUCCAUAAUAUCACUUCUUGCAGACCCAAAUAUUAAAAGUCCAGCGAAUAUUGAUGCAUCCAACAUGUUUAGGGAUCAUAAAGAGGAAUAUGAAGAGAAAGUUAGAGAAAUGCUUGAAAAGUAUGCAAAAAAGGAAGCAGAUGAGGGACAAGUGACAAUUGUUCAAAAGGAAUAA